Molecule: messenger RNA, 1220 nt
Organism: Pelmatolapia mariae (spotted tilapia)
Lineage: Eukaryota; Metazoa; Chordata; Actinopteri; Cichliformes; Cichlidae
Product: gap junction alpha-3 protein-like
Exons: 2
Coding region: 135-1220 (361 amino acids)
Biological process (GO): cell-cell signaling
Cellular component (GO): connexin complex
Molecular function (GO): gap junction channel activity
Source: RefSeq, a predicted model, not a curated record
UUGCACUGAGGCCAGUCGGUAAAGCAGUGAGGCCUCAUGGACCCUGCCAGACGUGGGAAGCUUUGCCACAGAGGAUGUAUGAGCUGACACGGUGACUUUCUCCAGUAAAUUCCUAGAUCUGACCUCUCACAGCCAUGGGGGAUUGGAACCUGUUGGGAAAGCUCCUGGAAAAAGCCCAGGAGCACUCCACUGUCGUGGGGAAGGUGUGGCUCACUGUCCUGUUCAUCUUCCGCAUCCUGAUCCUGAGUGCUGCGACAGAGAAGGUGUGGGGCGACGAGCAGUCGGGCUUCACCUGCGACACCAAGCAGCCCGGUUGCGAGAACGUAUGCUAUGACAUCACUUUCCCCAUAUCUCACGUCCGGUUCUGGGUGCUGCAGAUAAUUUUUGUAUCCACACCGACUCUGAUAUACCUGGGGCACAUUCUCCAUCUAGUCCGGAUGGAGGAAAAGCAGAAGGAGAAAGAAAAGGAGAGAGAAAAGGAGCAUAGUCAUCAAUCAGACAAACAGACUCUCAUUGUGGAUGUGAAGCACAAGAAGGCUCUGAUAAGAGACAAUAAGGGACGAGUGCGCCUGCAGGGGGAGCUUUUGCGGACAUAUGUCUUCAAUGUGGUCUUCAAGACGCUGUUUGAGGUGGGCUUCAUCGUGGCCCAGUACUUUUUGUACGGCUUUGAGCUCAAACCCAUGUACACAUGUGACAGAACCCCCUGCCCCAAUGUGGUUAACUGCUACAUAUCCCGCCCCACAGAGAAAACCAUCUUCAUCAUCUUCAUGCUUGGAGUGGCAUCUGUGUCUCUGUUCCUCAACCUCAUAGAGAUCUACCAUCUGGGUUUCACCAAGUGCCGCCAGGGCAUCACCUUCAGGAGGCGCAACCAGUCCCAUGAGAGUAUCUCCAAGGAGCCCGGCGAGACUGCAGUGCCGUUUGCCCCAAGUUACGAUGACUACUUCCACGGGCACCACCAAGUCCAGCCCGCUUACCCGCCGGUGCCCUGCUACACCGCGGCCACAGACUCGUCCUUCCACCCCUACCACAGCAAGGCAGCCUACAAACAGAACAAGGACAACUUGGCGGUGGAGAGGAGCAGCAGCAGCAAGCCAGAGGAAUGUGACCUGAAAGGAAAGAAGGGAGCAGGAUCUGCCCCUGGGUCACCUACGCAGGCCAGGCCUGGCCACAGUGCCAAACACAGCAACAACAAGACUAGAAUAGACGAUCUGAAGAUAUGA